This is a messenger RNA of Cotesia glomerata, 1367 nucleotides long. RefSeq names its product protein fuzzy homolog (gene fy). The coding region runs from base 96 to 1331 and encodes 411 amino acids. Gene Ontology annotation, biological process: non-motile cilium assembly; vesicle-mediated transport. The record is from RefSeq and is a predicted model, not a curated record. Lineage: Eukaryota; Metazoa; Arthropoda; Insecta; Hymenoptera; Braconidae. The transcript is spliced from 5 exons.
GAAAAAAAAAAGUUAUCCAAAGCCGUUUUUCAACAUUAAAAAUUCAAAUGGUCAAAGAAAAUUAAUAAUUGAUAAAAAAAAAUAAUUUAAAAAAUAUGGCAGCUCAUGUUAUGUGUUUAACAUCAUCAGGAGGUAUUCCAAUCUUUUUAAAAAAAAGAGGCGAUGGAAAUAUUAUAACUUUUUCAAAAAUGGCAUCAUUAAGUGGUAUUCAUAUGUUUUUAAAAUCACAGGAUAUUAAAUUAAAUGAUACUCAUAUGCCAGAUACAGUUAUAGUUUGGAAAGAAUAUGUAGAGUCGGUUAUUUUAAUAGCAAUUGCCAGUGGGACGACCAAAAAAAUUUUAGAUUACUUUAUUGAUGCUGUAUUCAACGCAAUGAUAUUCGUCGUUGGUAUUGAGGAAAUUAAAAAUCCACGUAAUUUAGAAAAAUUAAAAAAAGAUUUACUUGCUUCCAGUACUAUUAUUGAUAGAUUGUUUGAUUGCUUGGAUAUUGGCGAUAGAACUAGCGAUAAAGUUGAAUUGAUUACACUGCCAAGCUGUAUCUUAUGUCCUGAAAAUAAUUUACUACGAAAUAGUCUUGAAACAUUUGUAGAGUAUUUAGAUUCAUCUUACGGUUGUAUUCUUGUUCAUGGAUGUGUAGCAAUAGCAACUGAAAGCUGGUGGGAUUUAGAUUCUAUAGAAAUAAAAUUACUUGUAAUGGCUGCAUUUAUGGAUAAAAAUAGUACUGCAUGUGAUUUUCCAGUAUUUUUGCCAAAAAUGAGUCCAAACAUAGCAUUCAGACUGAUAACAAUAACAUUGAUUGAAGGAGUUCAAAUAUUAGCAUUGUGUGGACCAAAACCAGAUUUAACAGAAAUUGAAAAGACAGCUAUCCAAUGCUGGCGGAGUCAUAUUGACAUUUUACGAUCAGCUGAAAAAUGUUAUCCUAAUUGUUUUCCAUCUACAAUUUCAUUAGACCCAUCUAUUUUAGGAUUUUUACUGAUAGAUUACCAAACUGGUAAAUAUGUUGCUGGUAGAAAUCCAAAACCGUCUUCAAAUCAUCCUACUGGAGCCCACAAGUUGGAUAUUUUACGAUCAUUUUAUUAUCAAGCUGUUGAAGUAUUUUUAACUUCAGAACCAAGUGAUAAACAAGAGCAUGACAAAAAUACAAAUAAAAAGCCAGUUAUUCGAUCAAAAGAAACUUAUUGGUGUUUAGAGUAUUAUAAAUGUCAUGCAUUAAAAGAAAAAGACAACAUUAUUUGUAUUUUAUAUACAUAUACUAUACCGAUCCAUACAAUAAGACUGAUUACGCGUAAAACGCUAAAAAUUUUAAUAUCAGAUAAACAAGUUUGUUGGUAAUUAAAGUUUAUAACAAUAUAUAUUAAAUCUUUGAUA